CUUCCAAUACGGCUCAUUACAGCACACAACACCUUUGACUGUCGUGAAACACAUUACCACACACAAAGAUCUCUCUCGGGACAUUCUCAAAAAAUCCCAAAGAACCAAAGAAACAAUACCCCUCUAUCUUUCAUUCACACAAUACCCUCAGUCAACAUGUUACUCGAAGAAGACCCCGCGACUCUCAUCCACCAUACCAUCGAUAAUUUCAACAUCGCCCCAGACAAGGCAGCCGUGUCACGCGUCAGCGAGUCCCUCUCAACCCUCAACCAAGCGCGCGACCUCCGCAUCCGCGAGUCCGAGGCCUCGCUGCGGCGCCUCGCCCGCCAGCUCGCCGCCAUGCAGGGCCAGCACGCCGAGCUCCUCGCCGCACACCGCAGCUCCGACCACGCCGGCGCCAUAUCGCGCCUCGACACCCAAAAGUUCCGCAUCGCCAAGGCCGCCUCCGACCUCGAGAUGGACACGGAGCGGCUGUCGGGCCAGCUCGCCGACCUGGGCGCGCGGCUGACGGAGCUCGAGCUGCAGGGCGUCGACGGCGGGGACGGCAGCGCGGAAGGCGCCAGGGACAUGCUCGAGGACGAGGUGCUGCUGCGGCUGAAGGUGUACCGCAGCCUGGGCAUCGAGGUCGAGAGGGACGGGAAGGAUGGCGAGUUCUCGAGGGCCGUGGUCAGGAACGAUAGGAAGGGGGACGUCCAUGUUGUGAAUCUGGACAAGAAGUUCUCGCGCUUCUUUUAUGCAAACUACUUUUGGCAGACGCUGUAG
Molecule: messenger RNA, 762 nt
Organism: Cryphonectria parasitica EP155
Lineage: Eukaryota; Fungi; Ascomycota; Sordariomycetes; Diaporthales; Cryphonectriaceae
Product: putative kinetochore protein SPC24
Exons: 2
Coding region: 157-762 (201 amino acids)
Source: RefSeq, a predicted model, not a curated record